CAAACUGGCGUUCGCCUGAGCUCACAUGACCCGGAAACCGGAAGCUAAACAUGGCCGCUUGAUGAGAGACGCCAAAUAAUAACAAUGUUGUCAUCUUGUAAUAUACCUUAACCUUAACCUUAUCUGAAAGUGCUCGAUAUCCUUCGUCAAUCCGUACGAUAAUGAAUCUGCGUGUCCAACUUAAGUGUAAGAAUUUGCAUGAGUACUUGAGAGAGCUGAGUCCGGACAUCUUGGACAGACUGUACAACCAUCCUUCAACUUGUCUGGCGGUCUACAGGGAACUCCCCUCUAUGGCCAAGAAUUAUGUGAUACGUAUGUUGUUCCUGGAUCAGCCACUUCCACAGGCAGCAGUGGCAUUGUGGGUGAAUAAAGACAAUCAGAAGGAUCAUGAUGAAUGUGUCUCAGUGUUGGUGGGACUGUGCCUUUGGCACAGUCAGCAGCUCCAGGGUGGUCUGCAGGGAUACAUUUUAAAUCCAGUAUUCAAAGACAACCUGACAAUUGCGCUGCUUGGCGGGGGCAGAGCGUGGGCGGAUGAGGGCAGCACUUUGGGUCCUGACCGCCAUGCACGGGACAUUGAGAGUCUUGACCGUUAUGCUAUGGAGCGUUGGGAGGUCAUUCUGCAUUUCAUGGUGGGCUCUCCCAGUGCUGCCGUCAGUCAGGACUUGGCACAGCUGCUAGUUCAAGCAGGUCUCAUGAAAAGUGAGUCAGGAGAGGCGCCCUAUAUUACCUCAGCUGGUUUCCAGUUCCUCCUCCUGGACACUGCCUCUCAGCUGUGGUACUUCACCCUGCAGUACCUCAAAACUGCUCAGUCUAGAGGGAUGGUCCUGGUGGAGAUCUUGUCAUUCUUAUUCCAGCUCAGUUUCUCUACUCUGGGCAGAGAUUACUCAGUGGAGGGCAUGAGUGAGUCAUUACUCACUUUCCUGCAGCACCUGCGGGAGUUUGGACUGGUCUUCCAGAGGAAGAGAAAGUCAAGGCGGUAUUACCCCACCAGACUGGCCAUCACUCUGGCUGCAGGGGUCACUACUAGCGCCUCCUCCUGCUCCAACUUCACUUCCACUCCUGGUACUGGAGAUGAAGGCUUCAUUGUGGUGGAAACAAAUUAUCGUAUCUAUGCUUACACAAACUCCGAACUUCAGAUCGCUCUGGUGGCUCUCUUUAGUGAAAUGCUUUAUCACUUCCCUAAUGUAGUGGUGGCUCAAGUUACAAGGGAGUCAGUACAACAGGCUAUCGCCAAUGGUAUCACUGCACAGCAGAUUAUCCACUUUCUAAGGACCAGAGCUCACCCUGUCAUGCUUAAACAGACUCCAGUGUUGCCUCCAACCAUAACAGAUCAAAUCCGACUGUGGGAGCUGGAGAGAGAUCGACUACAGUUCACAGAGGGAGUUCUGUAUAACCAGUUCCUCUCCCAGGCUGACUUUGAGGUGCUGCGAGACAGAGCUCAGGGUCUGGGCUGUCUGGUGUGGCAGGACGUGGCUCACAGGGUGAUGGUGGUGACACCGCAAGGACACAGUGAGGUCAAGAGGUUCUGGAAACGACAGAAGUCCCACUCAUAAUUGGUGACAAGAUGCACACAUAGACCUCAUUUUUCUUUCCCUUUUUGAUACUACACUUGAUCUUAGCCAAAAGGCCGAGAAGCGAUGUUUCCCUUUUUGAGUAGAUGAUUUGUGUAAUUUGUAGAUAUGCUGAUGGACUACUUUCUUAUACAAUGCAGGAUAAGAAGCUUGUAAACAUGGAAUUAAAUAUAAGCAUUGCAAAUGUUUUCUGUGUAAAGGAAUAUAUUAAUUAGGUUGGUUUGAACACUUGUGAAAAAAACUGAAUGUAAAUGGAACUGUUUUUUGUUUUUACAAGAAAACACCACAGGGACCUUUAAGCCUUGUAUGCUUAUGGAUUGCAGGGGGCCAUUGCAUAUCUAGAAUAAUUAAGCUUUUGUAAAGGAAUAGUCUGAUGCUUCAUUCAUUUUCUGAUUAAACCAGCUGUUUACACUUUACAGGAACACAGUUAAAGUACAAACAGUUCUUUUUCACAUAUAAUUGUUUUCAGCCCAGACUUUACCAAGUCUGGUUUCAACCUGACGGAGAAACAUCAAACUAAAACCAAAACAUCAGCAUCAGAGUAAAACUGACAGUCCUGAAGUGUUCACACUUUCAGACUGAAUGGGAGGCUGUGGCUGAGGGAUUGAGUGGUCGUCACUGUAUGCAUCUAUGUGAAUGGGUAAAUGGCAAAAAUCUGUAAUGUAAAGCGCUUUGAGUGGUCAUCAACACUAGAAAAGCACUAUUUAAAUACAGACAGACCAUUCCCAGCAGGUCAAAAACUUCCAAGACUUCCAAAAUUUCCACAAGGAUCCUCAAAGGGACUCUUGUGAACUUUGAAAGUGAGCUUAGUGCACAUACUUUACCAAACAUCUAACCUUUUGUUUUCCAGUAUUGAUGUGUUAUUACAUAGUUUAGGUUUGAUAUUUUGAAUACUUACAGAAUAUGCACAUGCAAAGGGAAGGUUUUUUCAUGACAUUUUUAUCAACCACUAUUUAACUCUGCCAAUCACCAAACUUUUAAAAAACACUUGUGUGUGUUAGGAGGCAGAGGUCUUCAUGAAUAUAAUGUGGGUUUUUUUCUCUGAAAGUUGGGAAAGUAGCCCUUUUGCAUAGCUUUUAUUUUUGUUGAAAAUGCUCUAUUUCAAUGACUUUUUAUCUCUUUUUUUCUUCCCUGUCACUGUUGUUUUGGCUCAUUGCCUUUUGUGGUACAAAUUCAAUAAAUGUGGUUGAGACCAA
This is a messenger RNA of Hippoglossus stenolepis (Pacific halibut), 2767 nucleotides long. It is a transcript of the gene gtf2h4, whose product is annotated as general transcription factor IIH, polypeptide 4. Gene Ontology annotation, biological process: nucleotide-excision repair. The transcript is spliced from 14 exons. Gene Ontology annotation, cellular component: transcription factor TFIIH holo complex; transcription factor TFIIH core complex. Bases 162 to 1553 code for a protein of 463 amino acids. Lineage: Eukaryota; Metazoa; Chordata; Actinopteri; Pleuronectiformes; Pleuronectidae. The record is from RefSeq and is a predicted model, not a curated record. Gene Ontology annotation, molecular function: double-stranded DNA binding; ATPase activator activity.